This is a messenger RNA of Trichosurus vulpecula (common brushtail), 2839 nucleotides long. RefSeq names its product sideroflexin 2 (gene SFXN2). NCBI's taxonomy places the organism in Eukaryota, Metazoa, Chordata, Mammalia, Diprotodontia, Phalangeridae. The coding region runs from base 478 to 1446 and encodes 322 amino acids. Gene Ontology annotation, biological process: monoatomic ion transport; serine import into mitochondrion. Gene Ontology annotation, molecular function: monoatomic ion transmembrane transporter activity. Gene Ontology annotation, cellular component: mitochondrial inner membrane. The record is from RefSeq and is a predicted model, not a curated record. The transcript has 15 exons.
CGUCUCUUCAAAUCGUUUUCUGUCUGCACUGUCGAUAACAUAUAUCUAUAAAAGAAAUAGGAACAGGGUUACUUUAGUUAGCAAAGACGGAAAAAUACAGUGCUGUUUCUACAAGUAAGCAGUAGAUAUCAGGUUCAGCCUUGCAUUGAGACAUCCAGCGUGGCAGCCCUUACUUCACUUAGAGAAGCAAAAAGAAAACAGAAAACGUCUAGGAAAUGUGCCUUCCCAAACACCAAUAUCCAGGAACUCGUGAAAGCCAGGGGAAGUCUUAGGGGAAAAACAAAGAAAGAAGAAUGGAACAAAGAAUGUUCAGGCUUCAGAAAUCUAAGAUUUCAUCUUUUAAAAAAUGUCCAUCUCCUUGUGGAACACUGCCACUUGUAGGAAAAUGCAACUGACUCCUGAUAUGUUCUAUUUUUUGUUGUCUGUUAAUCUAGAUGAGGAAAUUGAGGCCCAGAGAGUUCUGUGUGAGAGAGGAAGAUGGAGGUAGAUUUGGCUGGCUUCAAUAUUGAUGCUCCCCGAUGGGACCAGGGUACCUUCAUGGGUCGACUGAAGCAUUUCUUCAACAUCACGGACCCUCGUACAGCUCUCGUUUCAGAGCAGACACUGGACUGGGCCAAAAUUAUGGUUGAAAGUAGCCGGCAUGGUACCGUACCCCCAGGCACCAGCCGGGAGCAGCUGCUGUAUGCCAAGAAGCUAUACGACUCAGCCUUCCACCCAGACACUGGGGAAAAGAUGAACGUGAUUGGGCGGAUGUCAUUCCAGGUGCCAGGAGGCAUGGCCCUCACAGGCUGUAUGCUCCAGUUCUACAGAACAAUGCCUGCAGUGGUUUUCUGGCAGUGGGUGAACCAGUCCUUCAAUGCGUUGGUCAACUACACCAACCGGAAUGCAGCCAGCCCCAUAUCAGUCAGGCAGAUGGCUGUAUCCUACUUCACAGCAACCACCGCAGCCCUGGCCACUGCCCUGGGGCUUAACGCGUACACCAAGAAAGCCCCACCCUUGGUGGCCCGAUGGGUGCCCUUUGCUGCCGUUGCUGCUGCUAACUGUGUGAACAUCCCUAUGAUGAGGCAACAGGAGCUCAUCCAUGGCAUCAGUGUGACUGACAGGAACUCUCGGGAGUUGGGUCAAUCACGGAAAGCUGCAGUCAUUGGCAUCUCCCAGGUGGUCAUUUCCCGAAUCACCAUGGCAGCUCCUGGAAUGAUCUUACUCCCAAUCCUCAUGGAAAGGUUGGAGAAGUUGGCCUUCAUGAAGAAAGUUCAGUUCCUGCAUGCCCCUCUGCAGGUGAUGCUGGCGGGGGGGUUUCUGAUCUUCAUGGUACCUGUGGCCUGUGCCAUCUUUCCACAGAGAUGUGAGAUGGCGGUCUCACGUCUGGAACCUGAGCUCCAAGACUCCCUCAAAGCUAAGCAUGGGGACCUCAUAUCGUUCGUUUACUUCAACAAAGGACUCUGAAAUACCUCUUUUUCACCUCCUGGCUACCCCAGGCCCUCGGAACUUCCUUUUUCCCCUCCCACUUCCCAACAAAGCAUAAAAGCCAGGCUGAAUUUGGGGGUGGACUAGAUUCCAUCUGUGCUCAAGCCCUGCUCUUCCCACUGCAGGCUGCUAAGGUCAGCGUGUAGGGGAGAGAGCAUGGAAUAGUGAAGGGACAGAUGGGCUCUGUUCCCCCAGACCCCAUUCUAAUCUUCAGGCCAUAUGGUCUCCCUGUCGCUCAGGCACAUCAUCAGCCUUUAUACUUAGGGCCUCUGAUGGAGAAAGGAUCUUCUGGAGAAAGGGUGGGUAAAGGGGAUCAAGGGAGUUCUCCAAGGUUGUUUUCAAGAGAAUGGGGGCUGGUACUUUGGCAUUCCAGGUCACAGUCUGGAUCAGAGACAUUUACUUGACUAAGAGGGACAGUGGAGAAAUCUCCAAGCCAACCCUUCCUAGUUCUAACUACAGAUAUGCUGAAAAACUUAAGGGUGCCUUUUCCCCACCUCUGACACUUAGGAGUUGUGUGACCCUGAAAAGUCAUUUAACUUCUUUUGGUGUCAGUUUCCUAUCUUUAAAAUGAGGUUAAUAGUACUCAAAGUAUCUACCUCACAAGGAGCUACCUUGCAAGGAUCAAAUGAAAUAAGGUUUAUUGCUUUGAAAGCCUUAAAGCAUUCCAUAAAUGUCAGAUUAGUAUCACUUUUCCCAUUCCUACCACGGUGGCCACUUUGUCUUAAAUCUGCAGGGGCUGCUCUGACCGAGUCUCGUGCAGAUCUCUGGCUGCCGAAUCCUUGCUUGCUGAAAUCCCCCAGAGAUGCCGGUGCUGAGGCUGGACUUCCCAUGGCUGAGGGUUUAUAGGUGGUCUCUGAGGCCAUUGACUUUGGUCACUAGGCAGGCUGGUUAUUUAGACCGUAGCUGUGAACAAUCUCUUGGGUAUUUUAUUAUAGCUGUUUGAGGUGGAAACUCACCCGAUUAUUAUUUUUUUUAAUCAAAUUUAUCACCUGUGAAUGAAAGCUCUUCCCACAAGAGCCAGUGUAGUUGGGUAGGUCUCAAUUGAAACCCAUUUCCUAGUCCUGUCUGUCCCUGGCCUCAGCCAAGAAAAUGGUGCUGAGUAGGAAAGGCAAGAAUGAUUUUCAUAGAAACAAAAAAGACCCUUCACUGAAGUGCUGGGCCUCUUUCAGCCUUGCCUACCCUCGUGUCCCCAAAGGCUGAGAUGCCUUGUAUGGUUUUGGGGGUCAGUUCUUAAUCCUCUAGGGCCAACACAGACAAGAAUUUUGUCUGCUUUUCUGUCUCUUGAGAAGAUCUUACUGUGAAUUGAAUAAAUUUUUUAAAAGGUUUAAAAAUCUCUUCAAUAAAAGGCUUAAAAACCCCUUUUUAAAGGUGA